Messenger RNA from Punctularia strigosozonata HHB-11173 SS5, 1163 nucleotides. RefSeq lists its product as uncharacterized. Bases 4 to 1143 code for a protein of 379 amino acids. The transcript has 8 exons. The record is from RefSeq and is a predicted model, not a curated record. Lineage: Eukaryota; Fungi; Basidiomycota; Agaricomycetes; Corticiales; Punctulariaceae.
CGGAUGGAAAAAUACUCUGCUUUUCGGGAUCCGGGGACUGGCAUCCAGCCAUUCCUUACGCCUGUCCCUCCAAUAGGCAAUGAUCUUCCUGUGAAGAUACUUCUCCCGGUCGGUUAUGUCUUCGGGGCCAUACGCGCAUUGGUACUGCUUGCCGUCAGCUUGGCGUCAUUCGUGCUGGUCCGCGUUGCACUUCUCGUCACCGUACCCGUGCCUGCGUUGCACAGGAUUUUGAGACGAAUUUUCGUGGCCAUCUUUGCACGGACGGCACUCUUCUUGUCCGGUAUAGUCUGGAUACCCGUCGAAAUCGCCCCCAGAAAGCGCACCAAGUUACAAUCGAAGGGUGGCUGGACACCCGCUGCGGGAGACAUUAUUGUCUCUAACUGGGUGUCGUGGUUAGAGGUCCUUUGGCUCGCGUUCAGGUUCGACCCGCAGUUCGUCCUCCCGAUUGCGGAUGCGCCUGUGGUGGCUGCAUCGAAAGAUGCUACACCGAUCACCUCAACGCCUGGCAGGCGCACUGGCACGGGAAGCGCCGCUAUAUCCUCAUCCUUCCGCGCGCCGACUCCCAAAGCGACCAUCCGUGGAUGGACUAGAGUAUCGCUCCUAACGAUGCUCCGCCAAACAGGCUUGACCCCGCCCUAUGCCUUACAGCAGAGCCCGCAUAUUCAUUCUCUGGACGAUAUCCGUCGAAGCUCUAACCGCCCCAUAGUGGUAUUUCCCGAGUGCACGACAAGCAACGGUCGCGGACUUCUUCGCUUCGCGGACGUGUUCAAGGACACCGUGACGGAGCUUCCAGUUCGCGGUUGGAAUGUAUGGGUUAUGUGUGUGAGAUAUGAUCCACCAACAGCGUUCCAUCCGACGCUGAGUCGUUCUAUACCUUCCAACACCACCCUCAACCCACUGCCGCACGUACUCUCGCUCGUGACUUCUCUAGUCCCUUUGACAUCAUCAAUACGACUCCUUCCAGCAUCAGAGUCGCCGAAUUCACGUUCUUUCUUGCAAAGCGAGGUGUUGCCUGGACGCGUUGACGACAAGCUCUCGGAAGCUUGCGCCGCGCUCAUCGCCCAGGUGGGCAAAAUGAAGCGCGUUGGUAUGGGGUGGGAGGACAAAGCUGCCUUCCUCGAACUGUAUAAUAGUAAACGCUAACUUUCAGCGCGCGCAAUGCC